Molecule: messenger RNA, 1664 nt
Organism: Apis florea (little honeybee)
Lineage: Eukaryota; Metazoa; Arthropoda; Insecta; Hymenoptera; Apidae
Gene: beta4GalT7
Product: beta-1,4-galactosyltransferase 7
Biological process (GO): carbohydrate metabolic process; proteoglycan biosynthetic process
Cellular component (GO): Golgi apparatus
Molecular function (GO): xylosylprotein 4-beta-galactosyltransferase activity
Source: RefSeq, a predicted model, not a curated record
AAUGAUACAAUGCACACGAUCGUUCCGACUGUCAUGUCGUUGCAAACUCGCAACGAUAUCGUGUCUUGUGUGUAUCUAUAUAAAUGAUAUAAUUUGUUUUAUAAUAUACGUAAUUAUUAUUAGUGUCAGCAUAAAUCUUAUUUGUUCAUUCAAUAGAGCAACAUUGAAUAUACAAUGAUGUACGAAACAAAUUUAAAUACGUGUCAUAAUUAUGAAUGUGAUCAAAUAAAAAAUAUAUAUAUUUUAUAUAAAAAAUAUCUCUUCGAUUUAAUAACUAAUGAAUCUACUGCAAACAAAGAAAAAUGGUAUUAAAUAAAGAUUGACUGUCAAAUUUAUUUAAUAAUCUAUAAAAAAGUAUGUAAGAACAAACUUUUAUAAGUUACAAUUGUUCAAUAACUGAGUGUGAUAUCAAAAAUCACAUUUAAUAAAUCGAUGCAACGAUAAUUUUCAAAUAUGUAAAUUGCAAUUCAAUUUAUAUUAAUUUUAUUUAUACUCUAUUGUAAAUAAGAUAAAGAAUAAAAAAAUUAAUAUUUUAUUAAUUUUCUUAGAUUAAAAAAAUGUUACUAUAAUAAUAAAUCCUUUUUAAGACUGUUCAAUGAAUAUCUUAUGUGUUUUGAAAUUUAAGAUAUUUUACUUAAUUUAUUAUUCGGUAUGGAAAUAGUUUGGAAGAAUAUAAAAUUUAAAUAUAUAUUUGCUUGUAUUUUAAUCACAUUCAUUAUUUCAUGUCUGAUAAGUAUUGCACCUAUGAGUAUUGAUGAAUGCAAAUGUGAAAUAGUUACUCAAUCAAAUCAAUAUAAUCAUAAACAGCAUAAUAAUGCUGUGAAAGUUUAUAAAAAAUCAUUACAUCGUUUAGCUAUACUUGUGCCAUUUCGAGAUCGCUUUGAAGAAUUAUUAAUAUUUGCUCCUCAUAUAAAACAAUUUUUAGAUAAACAAAAUAUAGAUUAUCAUAUAUUUGUACUUAAUCAGAUUGAUAGAUUUAGAUUUAAUCGAGCCUCUCUUAUAAAUGUAGGUUUUCUUGAAAUUAAUAAGGAAUUUGAUUACAUAGCUAUACAUGAUGUAGAUUUGUUGCCAAUAAAUGAUGAAUUAUUAUACUCUUUCCCAAAUAAGGGUCCUUUCCAUGUAUCAUCUCCAGAAUUACAUCCUAGAUAUCAUUAUUCAACUUUUGUUGGUGGAAUAUUACUUAUUAAAAGAGAGCAUUUUAUACAAGUAAAUGGAAUGUCUAAUAAAUACUGGGGAUGGGGUCUUGAAGAUGAUGAAUUCUAUGUUAGAUUAAAAGAAGCUGGUCUAAGUGUUAUAAGACCACAAAAUAUAUCUACUGGAACACAUAAUACAUUCAAACAUAUACAUGAUAGAAAUCAUAGGAAACGAGAUAUGAUAAAAUGUUAUAAUCAACGCGAAGUUACUAGAAAACGAGAUCGUCAAACUGGUUUAAAUAACGUUUCUUAUAAAAUAUUAGGUACAAUUACAAUGACUAUUGAGAAUACUCCAUUAACUGUUCUUAAUAUUUCCCUAAUGUGUGAUAAAAUGAUUACACCUUGGUGUGAAUGUGAUAAAGUAGCUGGAUCCAAGGAUGGAAAAUCAAAGGAAAAAAAGAAAGUUAUAAGUAAUAAAUCUGCUACUGGAUUAUAAUUAUUCUGAUAAAACUUGUAUUAAAAAAAAAAAAA